Medioppia subpectinata is the source of this 556-nucleotide messenger RNA. The record is from the annotation of a GenBank genome assembly. NCBI's taxonomy places the organism in Eukaryota, Metazoa, Arthropoda, Arachnida, Sarcoptiformes, Oppiidae.
GCGUAUUCAGUGGUUGUUUGCAACUCCAAGUGAUUAGUCGUAAAUCACAUCUCAAUCCAAGACUCCAUUCAUUGUUAAGACUUUCCUCUGUUUUUGGUUUGAUUUAAAGGGAAAAACGGUUUCGGGUUUUAAUUGAGUGGAGAAAAGCCUUCAAACCAUUAAAACCGCAUUAAUUUAAUGUUUGACUCAAAUAUCAAUUAUUUGAACACAAAUUGACGUAAAUUUGAAGUGAUUUUUGCAAAACUUGUCACUAAAUUGGAAAUUAUAUUAUAUUUGACACAUAAUGUCAGCUAAAGCUAUACGAGAGGCCACCGGAAAGGACUUAUUGAAUAGGUUUUUGAAGGGCUCGGCCAACACAUCCCGGUAUGCCGUCGUCCACGAAGACACCAAUUUCAGUGAUCUCGUGGCACAACAGCCGUGGCUUAAAACUGAGCGUUUAGUCGUAAAACCGGAUCAAUUGAUCAAAAGGAGAGGGAAAUUAGGAUUAAUUUUAGUGAACGCAGACAUCGAUAGCGUCAAGAAAUGGGUGGCCGACAGAAUGGCCAAAGAUAUUCAA